GGGCCACUAACUUCUGAGCUGCCACUUACUUCUGACCCACCACUUACUUCUGAGUCCACAAUCAUCUCACAGUCCAGCACCAUCAAACCUCAUCAGAAGAAGGUGCCUCUCACUCCCACGGAUUGUUCGGAGCGGCCGGAGAAGGCAUCGGGCGUGUACAUCAUCUACCCCAGCGGCGUGGACACAAUCUACCCAACUGCCGUCCAAGUUUACUGCGACCAGACGACGGACGGCGGCGGCUGGACGGUCUUCCUGCGGCGCCAGAAGCAGGAGCCUCAACUCAACUUCAGUCGAACCUUGGGAAUGUUGGGUACACAGGGAAUGUUGGGAGUGGAAGGCGGUAAAAAUUACACGCUGAGGGUCGGCGGCUUCGACAACGUGAGCAGCUCUGCCUACGAUGCCCUCACCUACCACGACGGCAUGCAGUUCUCGACCAUCGAUCGUGAUCGUGAUUUGAAACAUGGAGGAAGCUGCUCGCGAGGGCUCGGUGGCGGUGGCUGGUGGUACAACGACUGCUAUAAAGCGAACCCUACAGGCGUGUACGGCGGCGACAGUCCUGCCGAGAAGACCACUGGAGAGUUCUUGGUCUGGAGAGUUGUCUACCAGAAGCACGUCACUCAACUCACCCUCAUGAUCAGACCAAAGGAUUAAUAUGUACAAUAUGAUGGAUUAUGUGGCAUAUGCUCAAGGACAUGCAGGAAGUGCUCCGGGACAUGUAGGGCAUGCUCUAGGCAUGCAGGAAGUCCUGUAGGACAUGUAGGGCAUGCUCUAGGCAUGCAGGAAGUCCUGUAGGACAUGUAGGGCAUGCUCUAGGACAUGCAGGAAGUCCGGUAGAACAUGUAGGGCAUGCUUUAAGACAUGCAGGAAGUCCUGUAGGACAUGCCGGAAGUCCUGUAGGACAUGUAGGGCAUGCUCUAGGACAUGCAGGAAGUCCUGUAGGACAUGUAGGGCAUGCUC
Molecule: messenger RNA, 957 nt
Organism: Hyalella azteca
Lineage: Eukaryota; Metazoa; Arthropoda; Malacostraca; Amphipoda; Hyalellidae
Product: microfibril-associated glycoprotein 4
Source: RefSeq, a predicted model, not a curated record